AGGACGAGCCAAUGGCAGGGCUGCUUCCCCCCACACACACACACCCUGGGGGACCUGCUGCGCCUCCCACGUGCUCCCUGCCUGCCCAGGAAGGGAAGACCCCUCAGAACCAUGGGCCCUUCCCUGGCCGCCCUGUUGUGCCUCAGAUUCUGCGUGGUGCAGGCGUUGGAGACCUUCCACGACAUGCCUCCGCCCGUGUUCGAGGCGGAGCCCAAGUACCCGGUGCCGCUGGGGCAGCCCCUGAAGCUGCACUGCACGGGGCCGCAGGAUGCCGUGAGCUACCGUGUCUACAAGGAGGCCGUCGAGGAGCCCCUGAACUUCAGUGAGUCCAGCUGGGAAAGCAAGAGCUCCGUGUUCCACUACCCCAAAGCCGACCUGCUGCACGCCGGCCGCUUCCGCUGUGGCUACGAGUUCCACUCCUUCUGGUCCAAGCUCAGUAAGCCCCUGGACGUGAACGUGUCCGGCCUUUAUGAAAAACCCCUACUGUGGGCAGUUCCUGGCCACUCGGUGCCCCCGGGCGGCAAUGUCACCAUUCACUGUAACUCCAGCGUGGGCUUGGACAACUUUGUCCUGUACCAUGGCAAACUAGAAUAUGAAUUCAAGGUCAUUAUGGCCCAGAGCAUCAAAAAGAAUGAGGCUGUCGUCAUUCUGUACAACAAAACGGAGGAUAUGAACGGGAGAUACAGAUGCUAUGGCUACAUGAGUGGUGAACCUCAUCAUUGGUCAACUGCCAGUGACGUCCUGUUGCUAAGUGGUGGUCUUUCUUCUAGGUGGUGUAUCAUAAUUCAUCUUAUCCAUGUGGUCCUGGCCUUGGCUAUACCCUGGGAGUCUUGCUGACCUAGUCCUAGCAUGACCAGAAUGGGUGCAGAGUUGAAGCCAGGAGACCCAAAUCUGAGCACCUGGAGGAAGACAGACAAGGGUUCCAAGAUCCCUCCUUCCCAAGUCCAGCUUGGGAUAACCCCAUGUGAAACCAACAAUAAAGAGCC
Phascolarctos cinereus (koala) is the source of this 986-nucleotide messenger RNA. Its product is annotated as platelet glycoprotein VI-like. The record is from RefSeq and is a predicted model, not a curated record. Gene Ontology annotation, cellular component: plasma membrane. NCBI's taxonomy places the organism in Eukaryota, Metazoa, Chordata, Mammalia, Diprotodontia, Phascolarctidae. Gene Ontology annotation, biological process: immune response-regulating signaling pathway.